Chelonoidis abingdonii (Abingdon island giant tortoise) is the source of this 7584-nucleotide messenger RNA. The record is from RefSeq and is a predicted model, not a curated record. NCBI's taxonomy places the organism in Eukaryota, Metazoa, Chordata, Testudines, Testudinidae.
UUCAAGCGGCGCCGAACUAAUCAUAGGCCGGCUCCGCCCCCGGUCACGUAGAGCGGCUAACUCAGUGCGCAUUGCUGAUACUUGUUCCUAACUGACGGGAGGUUCGGCCAACCAGAGCAUAUUUUCAAGACGGCCAGAUACACCCCAUAGCCAAUAGAAGUCGCCCUCGGAGCCGCCCCGAGGCUGUUGUACUAGCAGUAGGGCAGGCGCUCGCGCCUCUUCUCUGUCGUCGCUACCCUCUUCAAAGCGGCAGGUUGGGACACCAAUAGGAAGCCGCCUCUGUGGCCAGAGCUAGGGGCGGGCCAACUGUAGCCAAUGCGAUGUGGGCAUGGGCGGGGCUUGCUCAAGUGGGGCCCAAUCGAAAGUGUGAAUAGGUGAGGCUCUCAGGGGUGCUGCUGCCAGUAUAUCGUUGAAAUGGGUGGAGCUAGGCGACGUUGCAGCCAAUGGGGAGUGGCAGUGGGCGUGUCCGGAUAGCCCCUGGCGCCAGCGCUGGGGCGCCCCGUGCUUUCAGUGCUGUUUCCGCCAGGCCCGUGGAAGAGGCGCAGCCAGUGGUGCUGAGGGGGAGGGGCCGAGGCUGCCGCUGCCGCAGAGGGUCUCGGUCCCGUCUGCUGCCCAGGAAACGCCGUGGCGCCGAGCCGGGCCUAGUGGCGCGCGGGGGCCCGGGCAACGGGCCGGCCAGGUUUCCCCAUGUCCGUGACGUGUUGGCCGAGGCUUUGCGGCUCCUCCCCACCCUUGGAGCAGCCAGUCGCUACCUUUUGGACUCCGUGAUCCCUGACGGACGUCAUGAGCAUUGCAAUCCCUCUGGGAGUCACCACACCAGAUACAUCCUACUCAGAUAUGGCUGCAGGAUCCGACCCAGAGUCCGUGGAAGCUAGUCCAGCUGUCGAUGAGAAGAAUGUGUACUCCAGUCAUGGCUAUGAGGCCACCCAGAGGCACAGCUAUCGAGGGCUGCCUUAUGCAGAUCAUAAUUAUGGUGCUCCUCCUCCUCCAACCCCUCCAGCAUCUCCCCCAGUUCAGACUAUCAUCCCUCGUGCUGAGCUGAAUGGCUUACACUCACCUGACGAGGAGAACUCUGGGGACAGUGAGAGCUCCUCAGAGGGAGAGUCCAUUCCCAGCUGGUGUCACUGCACUCUCUCCCAAGAUGGCUUCCUCAUCAAGUGUGACAAAUGCAGGGGAAUGAGCAGAGGGAAAGUGAUUAGACUCCGCCACCGGAAGCAGGACAAUGUGUCAGGUGGAGACAGUAGUGCAACCGAGAGUUGGGAUGAGGAGCUCUCCCCUUCCACAGUGUUGUACACAGCUACGCAGCACACCCCCACAAGUAUCACUCUCACUGUUAAUCGGGUCCGCAGAAACAAACCUAAGAAGAGGAAGAGGAGUAUGGAGAAAGCUCGCACUGCUCCAAAGGCCAAGAAAAUCAAGGCCUUUCGAGAAGGUUCACGGAAAUCUCUGCGGAUGAAGAAUUCGCCUUCUGAAGCACAUGCCCUGGAUGAGAACACAGCUGAGGGGUGGGAGAACCGGAUACGGCUCUGGACAGAUCAGUAUGAAGAAGCCUUUACUAACCAGUACAGUGCUGAUGUACAGAACCUCCUGGAACGGCAUCUAAGCACCAAUAAAGAAUUUGUGGGCAAAACUGCUGUGCUGGACACAAUCAACAAGACAGAGUUGGCCUGCAAUAAUACAGUUAUUGGGUCCCAGAUGCAGUUGCAGCUGGGAAGAGUGACUCGGGUUCAGAAGCACCGGAAGAUCUUGAGGGCAGCAAGAGACUUGGCAUUAGAUACCCUUAUAAUUGAAUAUCGAGGAAAGGUUAUGUUAAGGCAGCAAUUUGAGGUCAAUGGGCAUUUCUUCAAAAAGCCAUACCCCUUUGUGCUGUUCUACUCUAAGUUCAAUGGUGUUGAGAUGUGUGUGGAUGCCCGCACCUUUGGCAACGACGCCAGGUUCAUCAGGCGUUCCUGUACACCAAAUGCAGAGGUCCGUCAUGUGAUUGCUGAUGGAAUGAUCCACUUGUGUAUCUAUGCGCUUGCCACCAUUGCGAAGGAUACAGAGGUCACCAUCGCCUUUGACUAUGAGUACAGCAUCUGCAACUAUAAAGUGGACUGUGCAUGUCACAAGGGGAACAGGAAUUGCCCUGUACAAAAACGGAACCCAAAUGCUGCAGAACACCUCCCUCCACCUGUUCUAGGCACAUUGAUGAUGGGAGCAGAAACAAGGCGUCGGAAAGCCCGUAGGAAGGAACUAGAACUGGAACAGCAGGGCAUUGCAUCAGAUGAGAACAGCAACCAGCAGGUGGAGGGUGUUCCAGAGGGACCUGCUGCAGCCAGUGACAAUGAGUCUGCAGAUAAAGAAGAGAAGCAAGAGGAGGGGGAGAGAGAGGAGGCUGUGGAUGAGCAGGGAGCCCUGGUUCACAGCAGACGAUCCCGGGAGGAGAGGAAGGUAGAAGCCAUCAUGCACAUGUUUGAAAACUUGGAGAAGAGAAAGAGAAGACGAGAGCAGCCAUCAGAUCGGAGCAGCACAGAUGCUGAAUUCAUCGUUAACCCUGAGACUUCUGAGUUGGAGGAGGUGAAAAUGGAGACUCCUGAAACUGAAGACAGCAGUUCAGCUUUAAGUGGGGCUGCUCCAAGCACUCCUAACAGCAGCAGCAAUGUUGGGGUGAACACACGGCGGUCCACACAGACAGUAGAUGUAAUUCCAGAAAAGACCAUCACUAAGCCAGCUCCAGCCAAAUCCUCCAGGCCCCGACCCAAAAGCCGUUUUUCUCGAUAUCGGACCAGUUCAGCGCAGAGAUUGAGACGGCAGAAGCAGGCCAUUUCCCAGCAGACCGAGUUCUCCCAGGCUGUCCCAGAGGAGGGAAGCAGCAUCAGCACAGUAACUGCCGCAGAUGUCAGCAGCAUAGAGGGUCCAGGAGAAAGUAGGCAGUUGAUGGGGUCUGACCCAAUUGUGAUGCUGGCUGCAGGAUCCCAGUCUUACCGAGCCACAGUAAAGUACCCCAAAACUAAAAAGUAUCUAGUUACAGAAUGGCUGAAUGACAAGGCAGAAAAGCAGGAAUGCCCCAUCGAGCGUCCUUUACGUAUUACCACAGACCCCACUGUUUUGGCAACAACCCUCAACAUGUUGCCAGGUCUUAUCCACUCCCCACUGAUUUGUACCACACCCAAACACUACAUCCGCUUUGGCUCACCUUUCAUCCCUGAGAGACGUCGAAGGCCUCUUCAGUUGGAUGGGAUAUACAGCUCCUGUAAAAAGCGCUGGAUGAAACAAGCCCUGGAAGAAGGGAUGACUCAGACCUCAUCUACUCCACAAGAGAACAGAACCCAAUGUCUAUACCAAAGUAAGGAGAGCAGCAGCUCUUCUAGCAUCUGCAAGGACAAUGCAGACUUGUUGAGCCCCCUGAAGAAGUGGAAAUCUCGCUACCUGAUGGAGCAGAAUGUUACCAAGUUACUGAGGCCACUAUCUCCAGUCACGCCUCCACCUCCUGGCUCAAUGAGCCCACAACUCACCACGCCCUGCUCAUCUCUGCCAGGAGAGGAGGAAAGUCGCAAUGGUUAUGGCAUGAUGUUCUCACCAAUUCCCUCUCUGGCUGCUAGUCGCUGCAAUACUCCACUACAGUUUGAGAACGUAUCCUCCCCUGAGAGUUCCCCUGCGCAUAGGCCCGAGUCACUGUCACCCGAGCUCUGCCUUCGAACGGAUCUGGAUUUGGCAAAAGUGGGCUACCUGGAUUCCAGUGCUAACACCUGUCCAGAGAGGCCAUCGCUGCUGAGCUCGGGCCACUGUGAUCUGGCUCCGCAGUCCUCCAUUCACUUCACUUCUGAGACCAACUUCCCAGGAAAGAGUGGGGAGGCACAGCUGCUGCUAAGAAGCUCCGAUCAGGCUUUUCGGACAGAGUUUAAUUUAAUGUAUGCCUUCUCCCCUUUGAACGCUAUGCCCCGUGUAGAUGGAUUGUUGCGGGCUUCCUCUCAGGUGGGAGACAGGAAGCCCCUGAGUUCAGAAGGGGGAUGUUGCAGUUCUCCUGCAGAUGGAUACUUCAGCAGACAUGAGCCGGGGCUUCUUAAAGAGACAUUGCAUGGAUCCAUGUCUCCUGGUGGUGACAGAGUUUGUGAAGGAGUAAAAUCUGCUCCCCAAAACCCACCACAGAGGAAAAAGGUUUCUCUGCUGGAGUACCGCAAGCGAAAACAGGAAGCCAAGGAGGGAAGUGAUUCAGUGCGAUGCACAGUGACUCCUACCCGACAAGGCAGCAACAGCUUUGUGACUGACACAGAUGCCAGCAGUGUGCAGGGCUCAGUAGUCCAAGCCCCAUCCUCCCCACAAAGUGGCUGUUCUCCCUCACAUCCCCACCUGCCUCACAUAGAGGAGAUCAGCCCACCGGACCUGAGGGUGGCUAGUUCCUCAACCUCACACUGCAAAUCCCAGGAGAACAUCAGCAGUAGGUGGAUGGUCCCCACAUCUGUGGAGCGGCUUCGAGAGGGCCGUGGUAUUCUUGAGAAGGUUCUGCGCAGUGGUGCAAAGAUAUCUCAGAGAGGAGAGCCCUCGCCCACGGGUGACAGUGCUGCUGAGAGAGAUCCAGCACUGAGACAGAACCUGGCACAUGUCCAACCUGCUAGUUCUUAGCUUUGGCUAAAUUUCUUCAAACUCUUCCCAAAAAAACUCUUCAUAAUGCUUCUGAUUCUCUUAUGUACAACCUCCUUGAAUUAAAUCAACCCACCUGUACUGAAUAUUUUAAAGUCAGCAUCUCUGUACGGGGAUUCUCAACAAGAUGGGCUAAAACCUUCAGGCUUCAAACUGCGCCCAUCCUUCAGUGGACUGAUUCCUCAGAAAUAUGGAUACAACAGGUGUCUUGUCUACUUAGGAGAGUCCCAGAAAGCAAGCAGAUGCUCAGUAUGACAUUCUUUCUCUGUAAGAACACACCAGCUUAAGGAAGCAUGGUUGAAGCUUCAUUUCUUGGAACAGUCUAUGAAGGUCUCUUCUGAUCCUGAGAAGAUGAGAUUCAGAGUUCAAGUAGUGGACAAGGCAGCUUCACCAGCAUCCAGUCUAGCAAAGCAGCAACUCCAAAGACCAGCAUGGAGAGGAGACCACUGAGGAAAGAUCCGGCACCAAAGCAGGAGCACACAAGCGCAGCAGGUGCUAUCAGCACCAAAGCAGAUGAUGACAGUGUCAGGAUCAGUCUGGCACUGAGCAGGGCUGCCUCAAACACAGAGGAAGAGCUCAGUAUCAUUCCAUGAGGACAGACCACCUGAUGCCUCAGAAGAUAAAGCCACCAAACCCCACACAGCAUUUAGGACUAAUAAGGAAUACCCUGCAGCACAAAAUAAGCCUUCUGUGACACUGAUCCCAGCUCUAGUAACUCACCUCGAGCAUCAGCACCACAGCUGAAGAUGAGCUACUAGGAAAACCAGGGCCAUCAGUACUGAGGCAUCUACUGGUACCAGUGCAAAGCCUUGAGUGCACUGUAUACGUUGGCAGCAGGGCAGAGCAGCAGCAUCCUGUUUCACUCCCAAAGGUCCUGUCUUCAUCAUCACCCAACAAGACAGUGAUCUCAGCAUGAGGUGACUUCAUAGAUUCCAAGGCCAGAAGAGCCUAUUGUGAUCAUCUAGUUUGACCUCCAGUAGAACACAGGCCAGAGAACUUUGCCAAUGUAUUUCCUAGAGCUCCUAAUAAGAGUUGCUGAGACUCUGGAGAGAGAGAGAGAGAGACUUAAGUCACAUCAGAGAAAUCUCAUAAGUUGUUUGUUCUGACAGCUCCCAGUCCACCCAGAACCAUCCUCUACAUAAAUGAAGAAUUGCUCGACCUGGCAAAGACCCUGUAAUGGUCGCUGGCCAAAGUAACAAUGACUGCAAAACGGCUGGAGAAACAAUGCCAGGUCCCUCAGCCUGGGUUUGAGUACUUGGCUCCUUAGUCAUUACAGUGCUCCAGGAAAAAUCUAAAUCAAACAAGAGAACCCCUAAGGACAAAGAUCCAAAACAGCUUAAUCUGCUCUGGAGAAAAUCUUACUCCUCUGCCUCUUUAUAACUUCAAGUGGCAAACUGCCCAGCAUUCCUGGCCAAAAAUGACUUUGAGCUGGGGUAAAGUUGAUGUCUUCUCUCUCAAAAUAUGGGCAGUAAUCAAGAAAGGCCAGUUGGUGGCAGACAACUUUACAGGCAGGAUUGGACGUCUCCAAUGCUGCAGCCAGAUCUAUGGACAUGGCAGUGACUGUGCAUACAGCAUUCUGGCUCCAAGCAUCAGGCAUCGCUAGGGAGGUAAUGGCCACGAUCAAGGAUGCCCUUUGACGGCACAGACUCAAAGCCCACCUGAGGAUUAGCACACCAGCCCCAUAUCACAAGCCUUACCACCCUUAACCCAAUAGGCACCAUCUUGUCACUCCAAGCAACCCAAGUACCGUUCCAUGAAGAAUCCAAGAUACAAUAGAAGUUGUCAGCCUUCUGCCUCAAUGUCAUGCCCUGACCACACAGCACUUCAACAGAAGUGACAGGACUCGAGCCACGCUAGUUCCAGUCCAGAGAGCACCCCUUUAGGAGCUAGCUUGCCCCAUGCCACCGAGCAUGGUCAGCAAUGACAUCAGACAGAUGGGUGCUAGAGAUCAUCUCCUCCUCCAAUUGCACUGCCUAAUUCAGAGGAACAGGCUUCUGCUCUGAGUAUUUCCUUAUUCAGAAGAGGGCCUCCAUCUUAUCCUAGAGCAGAGGAGACUCAACUAAUGCACAUGCCAUCUCGGGUUUAGGAUGGUAAUGCUCAUAUCCACCAUUCCAUCUCUCUAGGAUCUAGGCUAGUUCUUGGCUCUUGACUUGCAGGAUGCAUACAUCCACCUUGCCAUCCACCUCACACACAGGAAGUAUCUGAGAUUCAUACUGGGAGCCAGUCAUUGCCUAUGCAGGUGUCACAUUCUGGGGUGUAAUCCAGACCAGUGAGAAGUUGUCACUGCCUGUCCCUUAGCCCUGAGUGCCUCACAGUGCUUUGCUGUUGUGGCUUCCAGCCAGGGGUACUCACAACUAACCUACCAGCAUGCAGGUCACACCCUGAGUAUCUGUGUGCUAGACAGUCCUGGUUCAGCAGGCCUGACCCCAGCAGCCUGUCAGCAGACACACUUUGGCUUCCACCAGCUUUGGUAACCACUAGCAGGGUGACCCCAACACAUUCCCAGCCCUGAAUUUUCCUAGAAAAUCUGUGGUGUACACUGUCCAUCUCUCUCCUUAAAGUGUAAACCUCAGUUAAACUAGCAAGUUGUAUAUAAAUCCUAUUCCAGCUACACCACUGUCACAUUCUGGAGUGCAAUCCAGACCAGGGAGGGUCUGUCACCACCUGCCACAUAACACUGGGACCUGGGAAUGCAAAGCAUUGUGAGGCACUCAAGGCUACGGGACAGGUGGUGACCCAACCUCUCCCUGGUCUAGAUUGCACCCCAGAAUGUGACAACAGAGGACUGCCCCUUGGCCUCUCCCCGGCACAGGUUGUAGUCACAAAAAGCCUGGCAACGGUGGCAGCAGCUUAGAGAAUUGAUGUGCACUUGUGUAUGAACUAUUGGCUGAUAAUGGGCAAGUCCCAGUAGGAGACAGCAGCACCCCUGGAGUAAAUUCUCAUGAAAGCUCCUUCACUGGAGGU